AGAGUUUGUUUUCUUUAAUUUUCGAACAAUAUAUCAUUCUUUUUGUAUUGCUGGCCUAUAUUCUGAGAUACUAAAUUUAAUAAUCAUAAAUACUAGCUACUUUUUCACUACUUACCAGUAGUGUUUUAGAGUGUUAGUUUUAGUAAACUAACGUAGCAUCGUUUCUGAUGAGUAAGUUAUCCUCUACCAAUCUAAUCUAGACUGUGUUAGAUCAAAACUCUAAUUUCCCUGCAUCAAGUCUGUCCUUAUUACCUCCUCCUACUAAGUCUUUCUCGAUCUGCCCAGGAACUAGUCUUCUCAUCUGGAGAUAAUAAUAAUAAUAAUAAUAAUAAAUAUUUAAAGUGGCUAGCCCAGAAAAUCACAAAAACCUAUAGAUAGUGGAUUGUUUCCACUGGGGGCCACUAGAACAAAAAAGAAACAAAAAAUGAUAAACCUUAGACUGCCUCAGCUCAAUCAAACAUAGUAACAUUUAUAAUCUGUGAAAAUUGAAAAGAAAAAGAAUAAAAAACAAAAAUUAAAAAAUUCAAAAGUGAUCUCCAUUAGAAUUUGCCAAAUACAUUAGAGAUGGAAGUCUUAAACGAAAGCAGACUUCCAUCACAGGUCAGUACUUAUAUUUUCGUCUUUAUAGCAACUACAAAUAAAUGAAAUAUUGCCACUAGUUAAAUGUUAUAAAUUGUUAUAAAUAUAUACACACAAAGCAAAAUGUCGUAAAAUUAUGUGGAUGAUACAACAAGCUGACAUGGAGAAUGUAAUAUUAGUUGAUGGUAGUGAUGUGGAUAUUGUGUCCUUUGAUGACAGUGAACAAUUUGAGGAGGAAGAUUCCGUAUGUUCUUGGAUCUCUGACUCUGAUCAGGUUUUAAAUUGGGCUGGUUGGAAGUGUCCAUCGCCUAAUCCUGUUGAGAAAGAAAAAGAUAUAUGUAACAGAAAACAUGAGCUUUUAUCACUGAUUGAAAUAAGUGCAAGAUCUGUUGCAAGGAAUUAUCCAUUUGAGAUUGUUGAGCAUUAUACACCACCCAUUCCUGAAGGUCUACAACGAAGAAUUGCAUUUUGGUCUUUUCCUGAAAAUGAAGAGGAGAUACGUUUGUAUUCCUGCUUAGCAUGUGGUUCAAAUGACAAGUUCAAACUUGGUGAUGUCUUAGCAAAAUCUGGCAAUGUGAAAGAUGUCCUUCAAAUAGGUUUUCACUUAAAUGGUGUUGUGACACAGCCUGUGUCACACACACCAGCAAAGCAAGUAUAUAAUGUUGCAAUUACAUUUGACAGAGGGCACAUUACUUCUUGUCAUUGUUCUUGUCGAGAUUCAGCUACAUGGUGUGAGCAUGCUACUGCUGUGUGUCUAUAUCGAAUCUUUAAUAAAAGUGAAGUAUCACUUCGAGCCCCUGUGUCUGAGUCAUUGACACGCCUAGAACGAGAUCAGUUGCAAAAGUUUGCACAAUACCUCAUCACUGAGCUUCCACAACAGAUUUUACCAACAGCGCAACGUCUUCUUGACGAACUUCUGUCUUCAAAAGAAUCUGCCAUUAAUUUACUUGAUGGAGCACCAGACCCGACAGCAGGUGCAUCACUGUCUGAGAAUGCCAAAUGGGUUCUUGAUGAGAUCUCUUUACGAGAAAAUAUUAAGAAAAUUCUUGGGCGAUUUUGUGGAGGAGCGCCGUUAGUUGUUGUUGAUAUCAAUUCAACAUUUUUGACAUCUGCACCACCAGUAUCUCUGGAAUGGUCUAAUUUUGUGCGAUCAUUUCAAAGUCAUGAUCCAGAACCUAUGUGGAACUUGUUAUCCAUUGUACGCCAUAUGUUUGCUAAAGGUGAUCAAAAUGCAUCGAACCUGUUAAACAUUAUAACAGAGGAAUGUUUGAACUGCAUUCAAAUGAUUUUAUAUUGGAAAUCUACAUACAACAACAUGUCUAGAAGUCAUGCUUCAAGACAACGAGCAGGUUUCAACAUGGAUAGCGUACAAGGCUUACAUUCAUCUGCCCAUCACAUUUGUCGUUACGCCUCUGCCCACCUAAUGGAAGAAAUUGUGCUUCUAUGGGAGCUGGCCGUCAUGGUGCCAUAUUUGCCUGCUGAAGAAAAGUUAAAUAUGAAGUACCAGUUGCAAGUUUGGAAUCAUCAAAUCGAAACUGCAGCCAUAAAGAAUGAUCGUAACCAGCAAUCAGCAGCAGGACAAACACGUGAGGAGGAGAGUCUUACAAAAGCAUUCACUGGAUUCAAUCAAGCUGUAGCAGCUUGUGAUGUAGAUUGGGAUAUUUACUAUGAGCAACUGACUAUAUUUGACAAAUCAAACAAGGAAUUGUCAAUAAUGGCAAGGUCGGCAAAAUAUGACGAUGUCAGUGGCGUCAAUAUUGAAAAAAUGUACAAUGACGUCACUUCAGCGUUGCCAGCCAACAUGGACGAAUUCCAAGUCGUUAAUAAACUUACGCAAGCUAUGUGUUGCCAUGGUUUCGUCACCAAGGCUUCAAAGCUAGCUUCGAUAUUGGCUAAGAAAAUAAUUUUCUCCUAUCCGGAUAAAGUUCAAUCAGGCGUCAUUAAUUUUUCCUUCAUCACAGAAAAAGCAAAUAACCUUUGUGAAAUGGUCAUGAAAAGUCCUGGGAACGAGACUGUCGCAUUUGAACUGGCCAUUUUGGGGUUAACCGUGCCUCGCUUGCCCGCGCAAACCAACAACGAAGAAGUUAAGUUAAGCUGUCUAGAAAUGUCACUGUAUGAAAAACUAAAGAACAUUCGAAUAACAGACGAGCGAUUGGCAUUCAUUCGAUAUCAAGCUAAAAAGAUGUUAGCCAACCCAAUGUUGCGUGGAGACAGUGUGCUAGCCCUUAUUAUGGCUACGUUUACCUUUGAAGUUUUAUGUGGUGUACAGGUGUCUUCUACAGUUUUGCAUGGAAACGUAUAUCAAUUUGCUGACGCGUGCAAGAAAUAUGAAGAAGACGAAAUACUAGGCUAUCAAUGUGCUUUGGUCUCUUUAGGUCUAUCGAGUAACGCGGUAGAUCAAAAACAGCCAAUGCUAUGUGAGAGCAUCCGUCACCACCGCAGAGACUUAGCUCUUGCCUUGCUUACCCAUGCCCGAACUGAAGAUAAAAGAGUUGAAGAAGUUUUAACUGUCUUACUUGAUAAAGAACGCUACCCCUUCAUGUCGUCGACACAUAACACUGGAUCGUGGGUUGCUGUGCAAGACAAUACAAGAACCAAACAUCGAGGUAACGAUAAUCAACCAAAAAAAUUCGGGUUCACUUUCGCAGAUAUUAGAGCUAACGUACCGCCGCCGAGUGGAAGAUCUCAAGAAAGGCCUGCAAAUCAAAAGUUGUCGAGCGACAGUGAUAGUGGUCAUGGUGACGGAGGCGACAAAAGAUCCACCGUCAGAAACUUACCUGCUCCCAUGGCAACCAGUCGCAAAAAUCAGCGACGCCAUUCAAGGCAAAAUGGUUCAAAGAAUAAGAAUGAGAAAAGUCGACCUUGGGUAAAGCAUAACAAAACAAAUCGCACUCGAAAGCAAUCAAAAGCAAAGCCGUCGCGAGAAUUGACCGAAUCGGAUUCGGGACAGGAAAUGCACUUUUCAUUUGAAGGUGACGGAUGGAGUGCUCCAGUAGAGGAUUGGGACGCAGAAGUAGAUAACAACCCGUCGCAACCGCCAAAUCCGGCGUUUGAUACUGUCACAACCGGUGCAUUGUCUAAAGAUGCUGAAAUUUCCGCCUGCGCGAAGCAAUCUCUUGGAAACAUUUCAUCAAGUACACUGGAAAAUGAAGAUUGUGAGGAAAAUAACAGUUUGCAGCUGAUUCCGAAGAGUGAGAUAUCAGACGGCACAAGUGGUGGUGGUUCAUCGGUUAGCAGCAACGAAAAUUUACAGACCAUUGAACCACAGCUGCUAGUCUCAUCCGACCUAUUGAUUCCUACGCCUGAUUCAAGCUUUACUACGCCGGAAAUAAGCAUUCCGGCAUUAGAUGUAAUCCCGGUUCACCACACGGCACCGGAAGUAGCGGAUGCUGGUUUUGAUGACGAUUUUAAUAUUGAAGCAGAUAUGUUUCAAAGAGGGCCUGGACAUGCUAAACAUGCAAUUUAUGAUGAGAAACCCCCAACUUCAGAAACAACGUUAUCAAAAACUGUGACAGAAUUCAAUUCGAUUGAAAACAGCGCUUCAAAAAAACAGGAUAGCUUGGCUGGUGCACCGAUUACGGCUGUUCAUGAAGUAGUGUUAGAUGAAGUAGCAGCAAUGCACGCUUCCUCUAAAACCUCGGAGGUAUCUGAACAAGGUAUAACAAUUAAAGAAGAUUUCCGUAGCGAAGAUGAAGCACUAUCCCCAUCUCUUGAAAUGCUUAGUGAUUGUGUCAACGGUGUAGUUUUGUCAGAUAUGGCACCGGACGUGUCACUGGACGAUAAUUUCAGUCAGGCGUUACCACAACAAGCUAGUUCGUGUGAAAGUUUAGCAAAUGAUCUUGUUUCACUGUCCAAUUCGUCUUCAACAGAUUCAAACGCAGAGAAAGCGACGCAAGGAACAACUCUGCAGACAUGUGAAGUCCAAACAGAUAAUAGUGAAGUUCAAACAUCUGCCAAACCAAACGAAAACCAGUUUGUUAGCGCUGAGGAUUUAAAGCAAGCUUUAGAAAGUGUCAAGGUUCUAUCAGCAGAAAUUUCCACGGUAGCCGAAACUCAACUUAUUACUAAAAAUGAGAAAGUCAACGAAAAGAGCGCCAAGUCGAAAAAGAGCAAACAAAAGAAGAACAAGAAAACAAAGAGUAAAAUGACCAUGAAUAUACAGAGCAUCGAGGCUGAAGCGUAUUCCUUGUUUGAACUCGCUAAGUCAGUUUUAUCGCAAGCACGUAACAGUUCGGUGUUUUCGGAAGCAGACGAAAUCCACGUAAACAAUUUGAUCAACAGAAGACUUCAACUGGCAGCUUUUCAAAUAGGACUGUUCGCGUUGAACCUUCACAACUACAGUUCACCGAAUUGGUUUUCUCGCACGUAUUCCAGCUAUGUGUCGUGGAUCGAUAAUCAGACGAUAGAUAUCGGUGCAUCAGCGCUACGCGUGUUAAACGAGAAAUGGGAGGGGACACUGACACCGUCAGAGUCGAUUCAAAUCGCAAGCCGAGCAUCUCGAGCUGGUGAUACGCUUUUAAAACGAACAGCUGCUGAGUUGGCGCUGUCCUGUUUAGUUUACUCGCAGAGUUUAAGUCCGAAUGAGAUCACGCAAACGAUCACGAUGUGUCGCGAACAGGACCUGCAAAUGUUAGAGAGGGCAUGCUCUGCUGUGGAGAACGCAGGGCGAAACGGUGGAGUGCAACCGGAAUUGUUUUUCCGUAUAUCGCGAGAAUGGCAUUACAUUCACGAUCAAACGAGAACUCGCGAUGAAGCAACCGAAAGGAAUGAGAGUACUCGUCCCAGAAACCCAAGGCCAGUUUUGCAGCACAACCAAAACACUCGUUCGGAGAAUGAAUCUCGCGUUUAUAUCACUCCCGAACAAUUUGUGCAAGAACAAAUGCACCAGAAAGCUCAAGAAAUGCUGGGACGAAGCCUACCCCGGUCUGCGCCUCAGGAUCAGUUUGCAUGGAUAUAUCCUCCUUAUUGUGGCUCGCUUCAUCACUGUCCGCUGCCACAACAAACUAUCCAUUCUCGUCGUACGCAAAAUAUCGACACAUUCACUUUACCAGUAUCGAAUUUUCCGGACGAGUUGAAUUUAGAUAUACCACGUUCCCUUCAAAAUGCUUAUCGUGUUGGAAUGCGAGCUUUAGAAGCGCUCACUCUUCGUAUGCCUGACGAUCGACCCACUAAAAAGUAUGCGUUAGCCCCUCCAUCAUCGGAGGACAUCCGCUGGUUGUGUGCCUUGUCGGCUUCGUUGGGCCCUGCUUACUUGAAGAACUUCUGUAAAGUGGUUUACAACGCGGUCACAAGUCCAUACUUACUUCACGAUUUAGCAUUAGAAGCAGCACGUCACUUCGCGAUGUUUAACCCUGCUCAAUUAGCCUCGUACCUACGCUCUCCGAGUGUCAGUCCAAUCGUGCAAAAGGCGUUAGCUAUGUACACGGAAUUGGUACAUCAUGACUUGGUCCUGCUUGGACCGCAAGGUUAUGCGGAUUUCGUGGACUUGUUGCGUCGCACACGCAGUGCGUUUUGCAUGGCGCCUGGUGGCAUGACGCGAUUUAACGAUAUCCUUGAUGUUGUGCGCAAGACGUAUCCGAAGAAGAGAGAGUUGUGGCAACUUAUUAUGAACGGGUUGUCGAAAGCUUGAUCUGUUUUUGGUACAAACAUUUUAUUUUUUAGUAAUUUUUUUUUUAUUUAUUUAUUUUUUUUUUUUUUUU
Messenger RNA from Hydractinia symbiolongicarpus, 6278 nucleotides. Its product is annotated as zinc finger SWIM domain-containing protein 8-like. NCBI's taxonomy places the organism in Eukaryota, Metazoa, Cnidaria, Hydrozoa, Anthoathecata, Hydractiniidae. Gene Ontology annotation, molecular function: zinc ion binding. The record is from RefSeq and is a predicted model, not a curated record. Gene Ontology annotation, cellular component: Cul2-RING ubiquitin ligase complex. Bases 716 to 6208 code for a protein of 1830 amino acids. The transcript has 16 exons.